Messenger RNA from Macrosiphum euphorbiae (potato aphid), 393 nucleotides. The record is from the annotation of a GenBank genome assembly. Lineage: Eukaryota; Metazoa; Arthropoda; Insecta; Hemiptera; Aphididae.
AUGAAAUCCCAAGCACUAUCGUCACAAGAUAACCCUCAACAAAUAAUCGCUUCAUCACAAUUAAAUCCAGUGAUAUCAGGUGCAUUACCCGAAAUAUCUAAUUUAAAACACACGUUAAGAAGAGUACGCCAAUGUAAUGAUUGUGCACCGCCGAAUCCUCAGUCACUUGUUAACCUCCAAAUACCCGAAAGGUAUACUUUAACUAAAGAUGGAAGGCAAUUCAUGCAGUACGAUAGCGGCCCAUCAGAUGAACGUAUUUUAAUAUUUUUUACAAAAGAGAAUCUAGAAUUAAUGGAAAAAUAUAAUAACUGGUUUGUUGAUGGUACAUUUAAGUGCACUCCGAAAUGGAACAGUUCAUUGCUGGUGAUAAAAAACAUCAAAAAAAAUAUAUAA